AUGUUUUGUUCUUUUGAAUCUAUUGCUUUCAUACUAUCUAUGGCAUAUUUAGAUCACCCUCAGUAUAAAUCAUUUGUCGAUGUUAGUGAUAAUACGCUUUUACAGUUUUGCAAACAUUUGGCAUUAAAUGGAACAAGCAAAAUAUCAUAUAUGACCCGCUUGAAAAUACUAGGCAUUUUUGACGAACAAGAAAGUAUUAAUAACGUUAGAGUUAUUGAUGCUAGAUGCAACGUAUUAUUUAUUAUCACAAAACUAUUAAAAACAGCUCCAUCGGCAAUUGAACAUAUGGUAUGUUCUAACAAUAUCAAUUGUCCUCAAUCUACUAGAGAUGUACCAAGUCCCACAAUAAUUGUACGAUUAAAAAACAAUAUGCAAGAUUUAAAUAAUGCAUUAAACUUGUAUGUAUUUCCCAAAGAGAUAGAGAAUGUCCAUCAAAUCAAUGUACAGGAACAGUAA
Macrosiphum euphorbiae (potato aphid) is the source of this 456-nucleotide messenger RNA. The record is from the annotation of a GenBank genome assembly. Lineage: Eukaryota; Metazoa; Arthropoda; Insecta; Hemiptera; Aphididae.